Crotalus tigris (Tiger rattlesnake) is the source of this 3159-nucleotide messenger RNA. It is a transcript of the gene REDIC1, whose product is annotated as chromosome unknown C12orf40 homolog. The record is from RefSeq and is a predicted model, not a curated record. NCBI's taxonomy places the organism in Eukaryota, Metazoa, Chordata, Lepidosauria, Squamata, Viperidae.
AUGAAUUGGGUUGGGGGGUCCCGUCGAAGAAUCCUGCUUACCAAAGAGAGAAGAAAACAGAAAGAUUUUUUUGAGAAGGAAAAACUUAAGUCCAAGAUGAAGCUAGUGGGAGUAUCUCCUUUGAAAAGCUCAGCGGUCAGUUUGGACCUUCUCAAUCUCUAUGUUGUUAAUCAGAUCUCUACAAAGAAAGAAAAUGCUGAGAAUAUUCGAAAGCCCAUUCAUGUAGAUAUUAACAGAGAAACUAAAAUUCCUUUGAGAAAGCAAAAUGUAGAAUUUCCCAAGUCACCAGAAUGCAGACCAACUAAGCUCUCCCUUGAUGACAUCCAGCAUAGGAUACAAGAAGAAAUCUUAGACAGCAGAAGAAAAUACCACUAUGAAAAAGCCAGUGUUCAUUCUGAAGAUUUGGGAUCUACUCGAACAAUAAAGAACAAAGAGGAAGACUUUUGGCUUUCUACAACAGCCUACAGGCCAGAAGAAUUCAGUGCCCCAGAUCCAGAGGCACCAGUGGGUCUGUAUUUCCAGCAGCUGAAUAGUCCAGGAUACGGUAACUCCAUUGAUAAGGAUUUUGGAAACAGUCAAGCUAACGGAGAAGAAUCAUUGUUUGGUCCUGUAAAUGAUCUGAUAAAGACUAGCCAAGAUACCAGCUUUCAGCCAAUUGCAAGUUUGUUUGAAGAGGGCAGUCAGUUUCCGGCACUUCCGCCCUCUCAAUCUUACUGUUCUUUUGCUAACCAAAGCCAUAUCGAGCCGCUAUUCACAGAUCUUGGCGAUGCAAAAGAAAUAUUCAGUAGGCCCAGCCUGUAUGAUGGUGAAGAAAUGCAUCAGAGGACGGGUCCCCGCUAUGCAGCUGAGCGGGACCUCACCAGCAUCCUCACAGCUCCAGCGAUGAUUUGCUCCCUUGAUAACCAAAGCUUAAAUGCGAUAAACCAGAAUCCAGUUUGGAAUCAGUCCAAUCACUGCAGUAUCCAGAAAAGAGACCCUGAGGAGUUUUCUGAUCAACAACAACUUACUAUGUUCUUCGAUAAUAUAGGAGGUUUUAAAAACCAAAAGAAAUACACCAAAGCACCAAAAACCAUAAAGAAUGACUUAAAGAACAGCAGGAAGAAAGGCCGGCCCGAUCCCAGUAUGGAUUAUUUGAAGAUUUUCGAGCACAAAAUGCUGGAUAAGGACAUUUACAGUGACUUUGAUCAGCAUUGGAAGCAAAGCAGGCAAAAUGAUGACGAUUCCCAGUUGACCAGCCAGUCACCCACUUAUUCUCCAAAGCAAGCAGAUAGACAUACCAGUUCUUCAUCUGAUGAGUCUAAAGCAGAGGAGUGGAAUGAAGAAGCAUCAUCUGAUUCUGAAGACUCUUUUUCAAGGACUUCCAACGAUCCCUACUCGGGAUCAGGACGUCAAAGAUCAGAGUAUGUUUGCCUAUUUGAUGGCAGGCCCCGGAAUACAGCUAAUAUUCAACCCCAGGCAAAACCUGCCAUCGCUCCAAAAAAGAAUAGGUUGCACAGAGCUAAACUGCAGUUGUUCGACAGGAAUGAUAAGGGGAAGCAUGAUGCUUCGUCUCAAACAGAUGCAUGUGCUGAGCCUGUAGAAAAAUGCAAUGCAGCUGUGCAGUGUGACAUCAUCCAGGGCUGCAGCUGUAAAAAGGAGCUCACCCACAGUGCUGAAAUUGUGACUUCGACUAGCAAGGUAGAGACCACUGGAGGGCAGACCGCUCCAGCGGAAAGUGCAGUCCUCCAGCCAACAAAUAGAAAGGCUUUGUUGAUUAAGAAUUUUGUCUCCUGAAGCAGAUUGUUUCACAGUGGCGAGGUCAGCCUAGCUCAGUCUAACAAAUAAAAAAAGGGAGGAAAAAAUGCAGCCGAACAUACAUAUUCAUUGGCAGUGCAGUCAAGAACAGAGCUUAAAUGAAUUGUUUCUUCCGGCAUACAUAUUUUCCAGCUCUUGUUUCAUUACACAGAUUGAAGGAUACUUAAAUACAUAUGUCACAAAACAGUGGGGAAUUAAGCAAUUAUAAUAACAACGAUUAAAACAACAUAUAUAAUAUUGCCAGUCCGGUUUAGCAGCUUUUAUCUUCUGGCUGUUUUCUCCCUCCCUUGACUAAAUAUAUCUUCCUGUAUCUUUCAGUUUUGUUAACGUAGUUUAAUGUAAAUGUCUCUGUGAAAACAAUACUUAAUUCAUUUGUAUUUUGUCCUUUCCUUCCUAAAACCAAUGCACAGUGGUCCAGUUCUGUCAUAAUGAGUCCUCUAGGCCAAAAUUGGUUGACAAGCUGAAGCAUUUGUCCUCUUCAGCUGAGCUGGGAACAGAAGGAAGGAAGGAGUCAAUCCUCAUUUUUAAAUGAUGUUCUGCACCAUAAAAUUAUAGCUGAAAAGCCUCACCCAGAGUUCAUUUGCUGUUUUGCUUUUAAGCAAUCUUUAAACAUAGUUUCCUGGUUAAUCUAUAAUUGAGCAUACAAAAAGGCAGAGAAGCGGGCACACUUCAUCCUGUUAUUUAUUCAUAGGUCAAGAAGCAGUUUUCCCACUGUAAAUAAAUUGGAUCAGAGAUUGAGGGAUUGGACCAAUGGGUUUCCAUUUUAUUGUAAACUCUAAUACUAUCAGAAGCUAUAUUAGAAAUGAAGAAUAUAAAUUUCUGCAUCGGAAAUUGGGAGUUUUAAGAAUGCUUCUGAAUAGUUAUAUUUCAGCCCUCGUUUAAACAGGGACUUAAUUCACCAAUUCUUGCUUUUAUAUUGAACAUCUUCUGAUUUAAGAGAUUUGAAAUUUGCUGUCAUUUUCUUUGUAGCUACAGUAUGUUGCCUGCAACUCAGGAAUGAUAGCUUGUUUUAUUUUUACUGUUUGAACAAAACUGCUGUGCUAAGAUAGGUACUUUCCUACCCAUUCCUGCCUUCAGUUUUGCCCUAUCCCUGUGGGUUAGUCUGAGGUUGAAAAAAGCUAAUUUAAAGGACAAGUAUUGCUAGUAUCAUCUCAUCGGUUAGGCAAAGAGAGAGAUACUAAGUGUUGUUGAAGAAAAAGAGGGCUGAGCAGGUUGCUGUGUAAUGCCUUUGUCCUCUUUGAAGCACGUUACUGGAUAUUUUAGCAGACUCCAUGGAUGUUCUCAAUCUGGAAGACCUUGAGCCUUAAAGAAAUGUGUUUUUCAAAUUGUGUUCUAAAGCGCCACCACUUCACUAAAAUAAACAUC